AUGGCCACUCUUCUUCCUCCACCUAGCAAGCGCCAAAAGCUUGCCCAGGCCGAAAAGGCCCGGGAGCAGCAAGAGAUUGACAGUAUCCCUACCGACUUGGGCAGUGUUCGCGUUCAAUUCUAUGAUCAAGCCACGGGGAAUGCUACGGGACCCGCGGUCUCGGUCCCUGUUGCAGAUGCAAAUAUCAAAAACCUCGAGACAUUGUUGAACACUUUACAAGGCAAUGAUGACGACGAUCGAGUACCAUAUCGGUUCACAUAUCAAUCCGAUAAGAAAGAUGGACAAACAAUUGACAUCCUAGCGGACUUGUAUCAUUCGCUUCUUCAACCUGGGAUCAAAACCACCGAGGACACUGUCCCUCUCUUUUUCACUCCACAAGCUGUCUUCCGUGUGAAAGCCGUCUCUCGAUGCGCUGCAUCCAUCGCUGGCCACGGCGAAGCCAUCCUUGCAACGCAGUUCUCGCCCAUCAAUUCGUCCACAAUGGUAUCGGGCAGCGGGGACUCCACCGCUCGAAUCUGGGAUUGCGACACAGGUACCCCACUCCACACCCUUAAAGGGCACACCAGCUGGGUACUGGCGGUGGCAUACUCGCCCAACGGCGCUAUGAUCGCGACGGGUAGCAUGGACAAUUCGGUGCGCUUCUGGGAUGCCAAGAAGGGCGAGGCGCUGGGUGCGCCAGUGAAGGGUCAUUCCAAGUGGAUCACCAGCCUGGCCUGGGAACCCUAUCAUCUGCAGGAAUCUGGACGCCCUCGUCUCGCCUCGGCCUCCAAGGACUCGACCGUUCGGAUUUGGGACGUCGUCUCGAAGCGCAUCGAGCACGUUCUCACUGGACACAAGGGCUCGGUCACCUGCGUCCGAUGGGGUGGCACCGGUCAGAUCUACACUGCCUCGCAUGACAAGACCAUCAAGAUUUGGAACCCUAAGGAUGGCACUCUGAUCCAAACGCUGGCAGCACAUGCGCACCGCGUGAAUCAUCUGGCCUUGUCCACCGACUUCGCUCUACGCACUGCUUACCAUGACCAUACCGGCAAGGUGCCCGUGACGGAGUCGGAGAGGGUAGCCGCUGCCCGCAAGCGAUUUGAAGAAGCGGCCACGGUGAACAACAAGAUUGUGGAACGAUUGGUGUCCGCCAGUGACGAUUUCACCAUGUAUUUAUGGGAUCCAGCCGCAUCCAACAAGCCCGUGGCGCGAAUGCUCGGUCAUCAGAAGGAGGUCAACCAUGUCACUUUUUCGCCCGAUAUGGCCUACAUUGCAUCCGCCGGAUUUGAUAAUCACGUGAAGUUGUGGAACGGUCGCGAUGGGAAAUUCAUUACCACUUUCCGUGGUCACGUUGGUGCUGUUUAUCAGUGUUGUUUCUCGGCCGACUCCCGAAUGCUCGUCUCCUCGUCUAAAGAUACCACCUUGAAGGUCUGGGAUGUGCGCACAGGCAAGCUCGCCACCGAUUUGCCCGGGCACAAAGACGAGGUCUUUGCAGUGGAUUGGAGUCCCGAUGGACAAAAGGUUGGAAGUGGAGGCAAGGACAAGGCAAUUCGAAUCUGGCGAAACUAG
This is a messenger RNA of Penicillium oxalicum, 1548 nucleotides long. RefSeq names its product Ribosome assembly protein 4. Gene Ontology annotation, cellular component: nucleolus. The record is from RefSeq and is a predicted model, not a curated record. Gene Ontology annotation, molecular function: protein binding. Bases 1 to 1548 code for a protein of 515 amino acids. Gene Ontology annotation, biological process: ribosomal large subunit assembly. The transcript has 3 exons. Lineage: Eukaryota; Fungi; Ascomycota; Eurotiomycetes; Eurotiales; Aspergillaceae.